UUUCCCCACGUCAUGACUCGUGGGUGGGAAGGAGAGGGUUUGAACCUUUGGAUCGAGUCUGAUGCGUUCACUGACUCGCCGCUGCGGGAGAAUUCAGCUCCUCCGCUCCAGAGACAGCGCCCAGCUUACAGUCAGCAGUCAUGUCCUUCAUACUUAUGAAGAAAAAGAAGUUUAAAUUCAAAAUAGACUUCGACUUGGAGGAGCUGUCCUCGGUUCCCUUCGUCAACGGAGUUUUAUUUUGUAAAGUGAGACUGUUGGACGGAGGCUUUGCCCACAAGUCCUCUCGAGAGCCGGUCCAAGCCAACUGUGUCUACUGGAAGAAAAGGUUUUCUUUCAUCUCUAAAAUGAGCGCCAACGUAGAGACAGGAGUGCUGGACCCCUGCAUGUGCCGAGUGUCUGUGAGAAAGGAAUUAAAAGGUGGAAAAUCUUUUGCAAAGCUUGGCUUUGCUGACUUGAACCUAUCAGAGUUUGCUGGGUCUGGCAGCACGGUACGGCGGUGUUUACUGGAGGGAUACAACACAAAGAACAGCAGACAGGACAACUCUAUUCUAAAGGUUGUUAUUUCUACACAGCUAAUGUCUGGAGACCCCUGCUUUAAAACUCCACCAUCGACAGCCAUGACUCUGGGAAUCCAACCGCGUGAGGCAGAGGGUCUCCUUGAGGACAGGAAAGGAGGCGACAUGCAUACAUCACACUCAGUGACCGCAACUCCAACAAAGUCAGCAUCAGUGCCAGAGGAGCUGAUUGCGUUUUGCAGCUCAAGAACAUCCAGCUAUGCAAGUCAGCUCUCGAAACUUUCAGGUUAUAGUUCAAAUCAUUCAAGUCUAACAGAUCUGAGCCACAGACGAAGUGCUUCUGGAGGCUCUACCUCCACAGGCAUCGGCAGCAUCGAUCCCAGUGACCAGCUGGGGGAGAGGGGAGAGAAAGAAAGCAGGAGCACGCCCCCUUCAACUGGCUCUCCAACUUGCUGUUCUACAGGUGAAAAAAUGUCCACGCCCAACAGGACUUUCAGGCAUCCUGUAAAACAGAACUCAGUGGAGAAUCAGCUAAAGAGAGUUGAUGCUACACGGGUAGACGCUUAUGAUAUCAUAGAGAAAAUCCUGCAGGGCCAGGAUUUCAGCCAUGGCUUCUUGGAUUCCAGUGCAGAGGAGGAGGGGCUCAGCUUGUUUGUUGGACCCGGUGGGAGCACGGCUUUGGGAAGUCAACACAUGAGGGUCGUAACAGGAGCCUUUGAGCAGGUGGUCAUCAAGCGGUAGGCUUUAAUAGGAAUUUGUCUUAAACGAGAGGAACUACCUCUCUGGAGCAAUGCAGGUGCCAAACGAACUUACUCCUACUUACUCCUAUCUGACUUUAGGAGGUUUUAUUUCCCUUAUGCAACAUUUCCCGGUAUGACCCCUGCAGGAUCUGCUGGCUGUGAAAGCCCCCUGCUGUUCAAAACAUGAAACUGAACAACAUUAUUAAAACUUUUUUUGCACCGAUAACGGAUUCUUUGUACUCUGUGAGGACACUCUGUACAAACUGUCAGCAUUUAGCUCUCUGAUAAAACCUCAAACAACAAAGAUGUUUCUCAAAUGCACGUCCAUCUACCUUGAUUUAACAGCAAUAUUGUUUCGGUUUCAGUGAGCUGUCAAUCUCUCUGCACUGUACUGAGAGACUCUAAUGUAGCAUUAAGUCUUAUUUUUAGCUCUUUGAUUUAAAAAAAGAAAAGAAGAAAGCUUUGAAAGGGUGUAACUGUCAGAGAUUCACAAUGUUUUAUACAUAAUGUUUCAAUAUGUUGAUUUUUUGUUUUCUUCAUAAUAAUUUCUAAAGGAAAGUGAAUGAAAAACAUUGUGUGCUCCUUUGGUUUUUUAGCCAUAAGGCAUACAAAACUGACAGUGAGAUCCUUAUUUACAUGUAUUGCACUAUAGAUACUUAAGAAUAGCUCAGCCAAAUAAAGCUGAAUAUCUCUCACCUGGUAGUGAAUGAGGAUGAAAAAACUGUAAAGAUAACCAAACUGUUUUUGUUUCCUUUUUUUUUGUCAUGCAGAAAUAUAUGUGUUCAUUAUCUAUAAUAAUGUGUAUUUAUGUUGGUUUGUUUUAGUACAGAAAUGUAUGUGAUUGUUUUAAAUACACUAGAGCUGAAUGUAUAUGUUGAUUAAAAAAA
Messenger RNA from Cyprinodon tularosa, 2142 nucleotides. RefSeq names its product protein FAM102B-like. NCBI's taxonomy places the organism in Eukaryota, Metazoa, Chordata, Actinopteri, Cyprinodontiformes, Cyprinodontidae. The coding region runs from base 141 to 1256 and encodes 371 amino acids. The record is from RefSeq and is a predicted model, not a curated record. The transcript has 11 exons.